AUGGCUCUUAAGUAUAAAUUGGGGACUGAAGUAGAAAUAAAGUCACCUCCAGAGAAGUACUACAACAUCUUUAAGGGCCAAGCAUUCCAUGUUCCCAACGCCGUUCCUGACCAUAUACAAGGAGUUGACGUUCAUGAAGGUGAUUGGGAGACACAUGGCUCUGUCAAGAUCUGGAAAUAUACAAUGGAGGGAAAAUCCGACCUAGUUUUCAAAGAGAAGGUUGAAUAUGAUGACGAAAAUAGGUCAGCAACCCUUAUUGCUAUUGAUGGAGAUGUGAUGCAGGAAUACAAGUCCUUUAAGGGCACCUAUCAGGUUGUUCCCAAGGGUACUGGCAGCUUGGCCAAAUUGACUAUCGAAUAUGAGAAACUCAGUGACGAUGUGCCCGCUCCAGAUAAGUAUAUCACUCUGAUGGUUAAUGUCACCAAAGGUAUUGAUGAGCUCAUUGCUAAGGCAAAAUAG
Molecule: messenger RNA, 459 nt
Organism: Quercus lobata
Lineage: Eukaryota; Viridiplantae; Streptophyta; Magnoliopsida; Fagales; Fagaceae
Product: MLP-like protein 28
Exons: 2
Coding region: 1-459 (152 amino acids)
Biological process (GO): defense response
Source: RefSeq, a predicted model, not a curated record